AUGCGUCACCGGGACCGUGCUUACAUUCUACAGAGGAAAGUCAAGGUGGCGGUAGAGCAACAUGUCAUCGACAAGCCGCCCAUCGAGGGAUUCCCAAUGCGAGAAUGGAGUAUGCGCCUGUACCUUCUCGACGAGGACGGGGCGGAACGAUCGGCAGAUGUUUUCACUAAAGUUGUCUAUAACCUGCACCCUACCUUUGAGAACCCAGUACAGACAUUCGUGAAGCCACCAUUCGUCUGCAGCAACGAGGGUUGGGGAGAGUUCGAGAUCGGGAUCGAUCUUUACACGACCGAAAAGACGAAGCUUGCGCCCAUAGUUCAGGACCUUAAUUUCCAGAAGGAGGAGUACGCCAGCAUCCACACUGUGGUAUUCAAGAACCCCUCGCAAGCCCUACAGGAACGCCUACGAGAGACCGGGCCGCUGCCCAACGACGAGGACCGGCCGAAGAAGAAGGGACUCGCCAGCAAGAAGGCUGCCCAGAAAUACGACUACGAAAAGGUGGCAGAUGCGCUGCAAAAACUAGAGGAGGAGGACCUGCUCAAGGUGAUCCAAAUGAUCAACGAGGGGAAAGCGCCCGAUACCUACAUCAGGAGCGACGUCGAAGCGGGUGAAUUCUCGAUCGAUCUGUACACGAUGCCCGACACACUGACAUCGAAACUAUGGGACUUCUUCCUUAAGCGAGGGCUUGUGUCAUAG
This is a messenger RNA of Clonostachys rhizophaga, 696 nucleotides long. Lineage: Eukaryota; Fungi; Ascomycota; Sordariomycetes; Hypocreales; Bionectriaceae. The record is from the annotation of a GenBank genome assembly.